Molecule: messenger RNA, 2533 nt
Organism: Paramuricea clavata
Lineage: Eukaryota; Metazoa; Cnidaria; Anthozoa; Malacalcyonacea; Plexauridae
Source: the annotation of a GenBank genome assembly
AUGGACAAUAAUGACCAAACAGAUGGUUCAAUGAGUAACUCAUUUUCAGAUUAUGGUGGUCAAACAUUUGACCAAUCCAGGAUUUAUGAAUCUCGUGAUGAUAUGUGGAAUGGCGCUCAGUAUGAUGCGAUGCCCAAUUAUGGUUAUCCUAACUCGUAUUAUGAUAAUGGUAACUCGUGGUUGACGGAGGAUUAUAAUGGAUAUCGUAGGUUAGUUGUUGAUACGUUGUAGUCGUAAGACGGUAUAGAUCACGAGGCAUAAAUUUCUGUGGUUUGUGUCUGAACGACCUGAAAAAGAUCAACGGCAGCUUAUUGUAGAAUACUGCCUACGCUGCACCCAUUUAAACCUUUAUCUGAUAAUGGCAUACUCUUACUCCUAUACGCUAUUGCAAAGAAAAUAAAAAUUGAAAAGUAGAAAAAUAAUUAUAUUUUCACGCUAUAUUUUCACUCAUCCCGUUUCAGUCUGUUAUAUAUAGUUCAGUGGUUUCAACCUUUCAGCCAAUCAAAUGCCAAGAUGCAUUUUGAUGGCAGCCGGUCUUUUCAAAAACGAAAACAAAUAUGGCUGCCAGUUUUCGUCAUAGGGCGGGUAAAAUUGACGGACUUUAAAGCGAUUUAAACUUGGUUUUUAUAAAGUGAAUUGCUUUCUGAACGAAAACACUGAUUCCUCAUGUACGAUGGAUAUUUUACGUCGGGAAUAAAAGGCCUAACAUUGCAACUAGCACUCUGAAAGGUUUGUUCAAAUAUUUAUAUGCCCGGCAGGCUGGGAAGUAAAUUGUUAGUAUACAGUAGUUAAUGUUCUUUCUUCUCAUUCCAAACUAUCUAUAAUAUUCAUGUAGCUAUCUUGCAUGGUACUAAUUAUUGUAGCUUGCAUUUUAUAGUACAGUAGAUAUUUUAACGAAUGAAAUUUCGACGAAAGUCUACAAUAUAAAUUUCUUUUCUUUUUAUGCUGAGAUAGUCGAGCCUGAAUUUCAAACAGUCACUCAGUACGUAACUUGUCCCUGUCCUGGAUAACUAAAACGAGAUUUAUUGAAGAACGAGGCAUUUCAAAACAGCGCGAAUUUAUUCGAGGCUUCGUCGACCGACUUUAUAUGAAUGCCGUCAUGAAUUUUCCAUCUCGCUAUCUACAGAGCUUUGGCAAAAAUGGACGCCAGAAUUGACAUAUACAUGCUCAAAUUGAAUUAGUCUACAACCAAAAUUUCACGUUGUUUGGACUGUUAGAUCACGAGUUGCAACGUUUUGAAUAUUUAGUUUUUUGUUGACUGGGAUUUGCUAACCCGCGUAGAGAAAAUGUAUACAAAAAACGAAAUUUUCAAAACUUUAUAACUCGCGACAUAACUUUCCAAACAACGUGAAAUUUCGGUUAUAAACUAAGUUGAGCAUGGGAAAUUCAAUUCUGGGAUCCAUUUCCCCAAUUGUGAAGAUGAAAGAUUGAUGACACUAUAAAGUUGGAUCGUUGAAUAGAUGAUUCCAUGCAGCUAUGGACUAAAUUUUGAUCUAGGCAAGAGGAACAAAAUCCAUCACAACAGCUAGAAAGAGCAUGUUACCAUUUGUAAAAUUGCAAAGUUUAACCGCGAAAUGUUGUAAAAUGCGGAAAAUAUAGCCCUACGAAAUUUGCAAAUUUUGUAUUAAUUUGUAUUACGCACGGGAAAAUGCACCACAUUUAAUACAAGUUAAUACAAAAUUUGCAAAUUUCGUAGGGCUAUAUUUUCCGCAUUUUACAACAUUUCGCGGCUAAACUUUGCAAUUUUACUCAUUUUAACAUGCUCUUUCUAGCUGUGGUGAUGGAUUUUGUUCUUCUUGCCUAGAUCAAAAUUUAGUCUAUAUCUCGAAUCAGCUAUUCAGGCCGGUUUUUUUCCAGGAGUUCCUCUUUGGUCCGUUUUUGCAGAGAAGAUUGAGUUUAGCUGAACAGUUGGGGUGCAUUGGGGGGCUGACACCUGUUCUCAAUAAAUGUAGUUGAGACGCAAUGUGUUAAAGCAGGGGCACUAAGGGACACUAUAAACUGGUUAAAGACGGCGAAUGUACAGUUUUUCUUGUGUUGUGAGAUGUCGGGUUUUAAUUGUCGGGUUUCCAACUGAAAACUAUAAUUUCCACAUGUUACGAAUUUAACUCAAACAACGUCAUUUUACUGCACUGAAACUUUAGUGAGAAGAUUGAGUUUCAAAACUCAAUUCAAGAUUGAGUUUUUGGGGCCGUUUUACGGCCCUAAAAAAUCCCGGAAAAAACCCCUGCUAUUGUAGAUUGGAAAAUUGUAUUGAUCAAGGUGCUUUUUCUUUAGAGCUGGGAUGGUAUUCGGAAACAAGACAAAGGAUGCAAGUCAUGAUAAAGAUUCUCUAAAGAAGUCCAAGAAUAUAAUGGCAGUACCACAUCCAGAUAAAAACUGGAGACACAAGAACGGUGUCUGGUACUACGUGAAAGAAAGUGAAAAAACACACAAAGGUGACUAUCAUAGCAAGUUUUUACUCCCAGCUAUAAGAAAAUGGAGACAAGCUCAUAAGAAAACAAUUGGACAUAAAAAUAAGAAGAAGCAUACAUAA